Messenger RNA from Chara braunii, 1685 nucleotides. Lineage: Eukaryota; Viridiplantae; Streptophyta; Charophyceae; Charales; Characeae. The record is from the annotation of a GenBank genome assembly.
GUCACAUUGCCACGUCAAACAUAGUGCCACGACAGCAGUGCCACGUCAGACAUAGUGCCACGUCAGCAGUGACGUUCGACACAGUGCCAUGUCAGCAGUACCACAUCAGACACAGUGCCACGUCAGCAGUGCCACAUCAGCAGUGCCACGUAAUCAGCAGUGCCACGUCAGCAACAUGACGGGCCUGCCAGGCCAACUGGCCAAUGAGACCAUUGCCGCCUACAAGCAGCGUUGCCUGGCUCAGAUAGAGGAACAACGCCUGCUGGCAGUCGAGGCUGCCCGCGUACAGGCUGAAGAGGCAGCAACAGCAGAGAAGCUGCGGCUACAGGCCGAUGCAGACGCAGAUUCCCAGGCUCGCCGCAAGGAAGCCCAGGAUCUGCUACAGCGGCAUGAAGCCACAAGCAUCAACAGACUCAAGUUCUGGCAUUUUGAACCGAACGGCGACGAGGCAACACCGGAAGAGCAGCAUAAGGAGUUCCUCUCCAAACUCGUGACACGGUUGCUGUAUGCUUGCAACUACCAACGGUCAGAGUUKGAGAGACAGUACCAGGASCUGACGCAACAGCAUCAKGAGUUGGCAACGCUCCGCCGCACAGUGCAGAGCCACGAGGAUGCAACUCGGGCACUCAAUGCCCGAUUGCUGGACCUGGAACAGGCUGUACCAGGACCAACUGUUGGGGCUUCCAGCAGUGCACCCUCUAGCCGCCAAUUUGAGGAACGCGUUGACCACAUCCUGGCAAUGCUCGGCGACAUUAACACCUUCGUUGCGUCGUCCACCAUCAGCAUUCAGCUGCAUACCUUGAAGACCGAGGUCCAACAGCUGCAGUCAACGAACGCAGAUGGCAAUCAGAAGAUGCCAACUUUCCAACUGGAAAAGUUCGACGACUACACGCAGCAGGAUCCGACCCUCUGGUGGGAGGCAUUCACGACGCAACUCAAGAUUCUGCCUGUCACUAAGCACAAGUACAUCGGCGCCCUGUUCCUGAACUCAAAGGGCGGAUGCCAGACCUGGUUGACCCACCUGGCAACCUCCCACGGCGUCGACGUACCGGACCUCAAGGACAAGAUCACAUGGGAAGAACUGACACGGCUGUGGAAGAAGCGGCUCAUCGUCGACGACGCGCCGACACUCGCCAUCAACCGUUUGUUCACUAUGUCACAGGGCAACACUGCAACACGGGAUUGGCUCACAGAGUGGCAGAAGAUUGCGGCAGUGCCCAAUCUGGACCUGCCUUUCACUCAUCUUAGGCGUGAGUUCUACAACAGGUCCUGUGCUGCAUUGAGCCAGGCUCUUGGUGAUCGCGAGCAGUACGCCACCUUCGCCGAGAUUAUCGACAAGGCGCGAGAGAUCAUCAAGACCAACAGGUCAGCUGCACACGAGAAAUCAACAUCAUGGCAGCCGACCUAUGUGGAGAAGGUACGAUCUGGUCCGCGACAGCAGCACUUCGCUGCAGUCCAGCAGAACAGUGGGGAUAUCAGGUGGUUGCUGUCCAGCCGCGAAGCACCAACAAGUCCCGCAACAAUGGGAGGGCAAAAUCCGCAUCGCAGGCCGGAAACGGACAGCCAAGACAGUUUCCAUGGGUCAAGUUUGGCUUGACCGAGGCGGAGUACAAAGUCCGUGGCCGCUACGGUAGCUGCUAUUGGUGCAACAUCACCAAGCACAAGACCUCCCUGUGCCAGGAUGA